Messenger RNA from Homarus americanus (American lobster), 4483 nucleotides. Its product is annotated as guanine exchange factor for Rac 30-like. Lineage: Eukaryota; Metazoa; Arthropoda; Malacostraca; Decapoda; Nephropidae. The transcript has 4 exons. The record is from RefSeq and is a predicted model, not a curated record. The coding region runs from base 733 to 1743 and encodes 336 amino acids.
GUGCCUAGUCACAGCCGCGCUCGACGCUCGUCAGUCCACAGUAAGCCUGGGUGUGAACGAUACCCACCUACUGUCCCUCAGAUCACCUGUCAAGUGCUUGCAAUGGUUGAGGUAUUGAUUGGUCAAAUGAAAGUAAGAGACUGAUAACACAAACAAUGAAAAAGGCCACGAGUUACAGUUUUUAAAUGAAAUGUGGUGAUACGUCAGCUAAAAAGACAUUAGAGAUUUGUAUCUUCUUGCUAAAAGCAAGAGAACUGGGGAAUCCGUCUUGACUUUGUUACUUAUAAUCUGUGUGGUGAACCUAUGGUCACGGAUCAGACUGAAUGUGUGUUUGUGUGGAGACUAGAGUUGAUACUCACGGUGGUCGCGAGUCGCUUUUGUCUCAUAGGGUCACAUGUCUCAAAUUUUCAUCCGUCAUGACUUGUUGAGCCCCGAAGCCACAUAAUGCUAUCCACACAUUAAAAGUGAAUGUGAAUUCAUAAGAAUCACAAAUUUUUAUGAAGCCUUCUUAAAUCAAACUCAAAUAAAUAUUUUUAUAGAAAAUUUGUGUGAAAAAGGAAUCUCGAGGAAGUAUUGCCUUGGUGAUAUCAGCGGAAGCGCAUAUCUCGGAUAAAUCCUGGCUGGAUUUUCCAGUGAGCACGACUUGUAAGUAUCGCAUAACUGUCUAGUCUAGAAAAUUCGAUAUUAAUUUUGAAUUCCUUUGGAAAAAAAAGUAACUUAUAAACAGUAGCCAUGCUCCGAGAAGCUUCUAUAACGUACUCCAGCGUACCUCAAGAUGAAGACAGCAGUUCACAGUCUGCUUUUGUUACUACGCGGCAUGCCAAUAAGCCACACGAUCAGCGGGACUGCCAUCUCACAGCGAUCAUCACAAGCUUAGUGAUCAUCUGCGGUGUUAGCCUUGCUGUCAUUCUUCCAUUAGCUCUACAAUAUCGCUCUGAUGCCACUGGGCGCGGCGAAAUCCUGCAGCACCUGACUGGGGAGCUGGGCAAUAAUUCCAAAAACACAGAUCAAGAGGGGAAUGUGAAUAAUAAGCUGUCAGGACCUGCCUCUCACACCAUUGAAAGCAACAUCGAAAACUCUACGACGAAAACCAGUAUGGGACCUGCGGAGAACCAAGAAAACACGACAAAGAGACCGAUUAUGACGGAGAAACCAACCACUACUACAACUACUACCACUACAGCUACUACCGCGACAACAAAAACUCCAACUAUUGCUGCUACUCCUCCUCCUCCAGCCCCCACUAUUGUCCUAAACUUCACGAUCAUACCGUCUUCUGGUGCAGCUGAGAAACCUGCUGGUGGUGGUAAAGUAGGAACGGAAGGGAUCGGAGACGCUGGCCAGGCCUCCGGGAGCUCGGUCAUUGUUGGCAAGGGAAAUGGAAGCCAAGAGACGCCGAAUCCACCACUAUCGAAUACUGAAGCCCCGAUAAAGAAUGACACUAAAGAAGCCAUUCUCGAUGCUAUCUACGGGAAGAAUGACACGUCCAGUAAGCCGACCACUACACAAGUCCACUCCGGCUGGCUGGAACAGGUGAUGGCGCAGAACGACGCCGUGCCGCUGUUAGUGAUGUUGUCGUUGGGGGCCGUGGUAAGUGCGGUGGUGAUCAUAGCUAUCACCUGGCUGGUCUACAACCGCAUCACAGUACGCAGGCGCAGGAUCAACAUGCAGAGUAUCAUCACAGACCUGCAAUCCAGAGAUAAGGUCGUCCUCCUAAACUCUGAGGAGUCCGAGGAGGAGUAGUCGAGGACUUACCCUAGGUGUAUGGGGAACCUCGAAACUGCGGUGAGGAGAGAAUUAGUAGAAGUUAGGGGUAUGGAGAAGGAUCUAAAGAAGGUAAUCAGAUGGGGAGCGGAGAACUAUGAUAAUAAUGCGAUAUAGACGUGUAUCCGAGGACGGGGAAAUUGAAGACAAAAUUAAGAAUGGAAGAACAACCAGAAACAAGAGAUGAUGAAGAAGGUGAUGUUAGAAGUGGAUGAAGGAGAGUUAAGGAGACGAGGAGGUUCUUGUGGCAACUAUGAUAUGGCGAACAUGAAAAUUGCGUUUGAAUGUGCAGUCCUUCACCAUGACACCCGUCUCUUCCACAUCCCUUCUACACGUCUCUUUACCACGGUACCACGUCUCUUCCACGACACCACGUCUCUUCCACGACACCACGUCUCUUCCACGAUCUACAGCAGUCGUUGAGGAUAAGUCUUCGAAAACAAUGAGAUUUUCCAAGAAUACUUGACGUAAUUCCACAAUUAGGUUUUCCAAGCAGGAAAGUCCUCACUAUCACCCACUGUCCCAAUUCUCUGAAAUUUUUAAGUUAGAUAUUCAUCCGUUGUGUGGGAGGUCUGUAGCCGACUAUAGUGUUAAAACGCUAACCUGGCCCAUAAGUUACGCCCCUAUUCUAUACUAAUAGCUGAUUGGUUCAUAGAAAAUUCAAACUAAAUGUGUUCACAUUUGGUAGGCGCAGUCCGCGGGGAGGUAAAACGCUCAGGGGAACCAAUCUGUUAUUUGUAGCUAUAGACCUCAGCUACAACUGCAUAGCAGAGGCCAAAAGGAACUCGCAAUUACAGUGAAACUUAAAAGAAACUUAGAUAAAAAUUUUCAGUCCCUAGAUAAGGGAGGGAAAAAUUUACGUGAGAAUCUCUGAAAAUCCAUACCUAUACGUCAAAGGAAUUAUUCCUCUGCCGUGUCUGACACCGGCCUUUGAAAAGUCUUUGUAUGGUGCCAACGAGAAAUUAUCUGACUACUGAAGUUAAUGUUUGUGCAUUGAAAGUGUCACUUUUAUAAGGCUCUCACAGCCUUUCGACUUUUGAAUCAAUGCGUAAAACUACGAUAUGAUUUUGAAAUAAGCAUUAUGUUGUGUUGAGAGAGUACUGUACAGUAUUUACGAACUGCAUAUCUUAUUCUGUGUAUGUCUAGCUAUUAUGUGUGUUUUAUACCUGUUUUGGGGGCAAUAAUGUGUGUGUGUGUGUGUGUGUGUCCCAUAUAACUGUAAUUUGCUUUUAUUUGUUUUUAAGUUGAGUUUAAUAACAAUUAAGUUAUAAGUUAUGUUUACUCUUCAUACCUAUGUUGGUACUAGGGUGUUGUAACAGGUGCACAAGAGCUAAUAAGAAUGUAUCAGAAAAUGGAAUAGAGCUGUACGUAAAAUAAUUGCAUGACAGAUUUAUCAAAACAUUAACGAAGCAUAUAAAUAUUUAUCUUCAGCUCACGUUGCAAAUAACAAAAUUAAAAAUUUGUUAUAGAAAUUCUACGAGAAGCUAAUAUACCCCACAUACCUUUUUUCAUAGCUAUCUCAGCUUUCGUUAUUUGUAAUCUAUAACAACUUGCCUCUUACCGCUGUGACACAGAUUCGACCCAUUUGAGUCAUAUGUUAGAAUGGUGUCAAGUUUUCCCUGGCACACUUCUUUACCCCUGUAUUAACAUUAGAUGAUUAAAAACAUGUAGGAUGGCCGGUUAUCGUAAAUAAUAGAAUUCUAGGCUCUUUUUUUUUGUACUUUGUUACCGGACUAUCAUCGUUGUUUAUCUGCAAUCUACAUGCUUUGAUGGCCAAUCUAGUUCGUUAUCUCUUUAAGUCAAAAUUGUCACGUCCAUAGUCAAAUCACAUAAUAACUAGUAGUGUUUGCUCUUGUAAGUAGUAUUUGUCAACACGUGCUUGACCAAAGUGAACUGGGUUAAAGUUCUUACAUAGCCUAUAAGUGGUCACUAAUCUUACACUAUUUUUUAUCACAGGGUAGAAAUUCAUACUGUAUUCAUAUAUAAAUUUUCGCCAAGGAAUUGAUUAUUAAAAAAGAUUUACAAUGGGGAUCUAUUAUGUACUUCACGGUCUGUUGUUUUUAAUAAUAUUGUGUUUCAUUGUACAGUUGAUGAAUUCCUGUUAAUAUAAUAUAAAAUAAAAUAAGUGGGUUGUUAAUUGGUGGUAAUCACGGAAGUGUGCUGGCCUCACACCAUUGCAUUCCGCGUUCAAUCCUCCAACUUGGGAAAGAAGUGAGAAGGCUGUUAUCAGUGUAACUCUCUUAAUCAGGUUGCCUCUGGACUCUUGGUACGCCUCUUGUAUAAACGGGAAGAUCCGAACGUCUAGUGAGCUGGUAAGUGGUAAAAUAUAAAUUAAAAAUCCUUGUUACAAUAUUUUAAGAAUCCGAAACGAAUAACUGAGACUCUGGAUUUAGAUAAUAUUGCAUUGAAAACCCAAGGAAUAUUAUAAGAAACUGAUAGUCUUACGAAAGUCAAUCCCUAUUAGUUGAAUGCUUGUCCUAGAAAUGGUGCUGGUGGGUUCGGCUGUCUCGGAGUCGUCUCUAUCUAUGGCUCUGGGCUGUCCCAGAGCUAUCACUUUUUACGGCUCUAGACUGUCUCAGAGCGGUCUCUAUCUACGGUUGGGCUGCCUGUUUACACAUGAAAAGCUUCAACGUUGGCUAGGUGGUCUGGCGGUAUAAACAUAGCUCCAAACGUCAGCCACCAUUGUUUUGUUUGUGGGAAAAAUAAAGGAAAUAAUAGA